AUGACAGACGUGUUUGCAAGCUACGAUUACGAUGCGAUCCCAUCGCUGGAUGAGCAGCCGGACGGCAGCGGCAGCGGCCAGCACGGCCACCCGCAACCCAACUACCACACGAUCACCCAGGAGGACUGCUGGCAGGUCAUCUCCGCCUUCUUCAACGAACGCAACCUCGUCAGCCAGCAGAUCUCCUCCUUCGACGGCUUCGUCAACACCACCAUGCAGGAACUCGUCGACGAAACCGGAUCGUUGGUCUUGGAACAGUCCAUGCAAUAUACCGAUAAAGCCGGCGACUUGACCAAACGAUUCGAGAUCACGUUUGGCCAGAUUUAUCUCUCCAGACCCACGAUGACUGAAUCCGAUGGAACAGUGUCACCCAUGUUUCCCAACGAGGCCCGUCUGCGUAACCUAACAUACUCUUCUCCCCUCUACGUCGACAUGAGCAAGUCGAAUAAACUUGCAACCGGCGAGUUCGACGAAGAGACUGGGGAACCAAUUUACAUUACUGACGACACAGACAACGAAGAAAAAAACUCGACUCAAAUUUACAUCGGCAAAGUGCCCAUCAUGCUGCGGUCAGAGUUCUGUAUCCUCGACAAGCUGGAUGAUCCGGGUUUAUUUGAGCUGAACGAGUGUCCAUUCGACCUCGGCGGCUAUUUUGUCAUCAACGGCUCGGAGAAAGUGCUGAUUGCCCAGGAAAGAAUGGCGGCCAACCACGUCUACGUGUUCGCCAAGGCCGCCCCGUCGCCGGUCUCGUUCUUGAGCGAGAUCCGUAGUGCUGUCGAGAAAGGAAGCAAGACGGUCAGCUCGAUGCAAGUCAAAAUGUAUGGUGGCCAUAAGGCGGAAAAGACAGGGGGAGGUGCCACGAUUAAAACUACCCUGCCCUACAUCAGAAACGAUAUCCCGAUUGUCGUCGUCUUCAGAGCCCUGGGAAUCAUCCCGGAUAAGGAUAUCCUUGAGCACAUUUGUUACGACCGUAAUGACACGGCCAUGUUCGAAAUGCUCAAACCAUGUUUGGAAGAUUCCUUCCCGAUCCAAGAGCAAGAGGUUGCCCUGGAUUUCAUCGGAAGGCGAGGAACCGCCACCGGAUUAUCGCGAGAAAAACGACUGAAAUAUGCCGAAGAGAUUUUGCAGAAAGAGAUGCUGCCGCACAUUUCGAUGUCGGAAGGACAGCAGGGGAAGAAGGCGUAUUUUUUCGGAUACAUGAUCCAUCGACUCUUGCUGGCUGCCCUAGAUCGACGAGACCUGGACGAUCGAGAUCAUUUCGGGAAGAAGCGGCUCGAUCUUGCGGGGCCUCUUCUAGCCGGUCUGUUCCGAAUGUUGUUUCGUAAGCUGACGAAAGAUGUCUAUCGACAUCUGCAAAAGUGUGUGGAGAUGCAAAAGCCAUUCAAUCUGAAUGCUGCAGUCAAGUCGAAUACGAUCACAAACGGCCUCAAGUAUUCACUGGCCACCGGAAACUGGGGGGACCAGAAGAAGGCCAUGCAGGCCCGUGCGGGGGUUUCGCAGGUGUUGAACCGCUACACGUUUGCCUCGACCCUUUCCCAUCUCCGGCGAUGUAACACGCCGAUCGGCCGAGACGGGAAGAUCGCCAAGCCCCGGCAGCUGCACAACUCCCACUGGGGUAUGGUCUGUCCCGCCGAAACACCGGAAGGCCAGGCGUGUGGGCUGGUCAAAAACCUUGCGCUGAUGUCGUACAUCUCUGUUGGCUCACCGUCGGCGCCGAUCGUCGAGUUUCUGGAGGAGUGGGGGAUGGAGAGCCUGGACGAGUUCUCGUCGGACAUGUCGAAUGGCACGAAGGUGUUUGUGAACGGGGUGUGGCAGGGCGUCCAUCGUGCGCCGGCGGAGCUUCUCGACACCAUCAAGCGUCUCCGGCGAUGUGGAGACAUCGAGCCCGAGGUCUCGGUGAUGCGGGACGUGCGGGAGCGGGAGCUCCGGGUGUUCACGGACGGCGGCCGGGUCUGUCGGCCGUUGUUUAUCGUCGAGAACCAGCAGCUGCUGCUCAAGAAGGAACACAUCGAGUGGCUCAGCAACGGAUAUGUGAGCGCGUCCGAGGACCCGAGCGCCGAGGCGCCGGAGGACGAGGGGCAGCCGUUCGGAUGGAGCCAGCUGGUCUCCAAGGGCAUCGUCGAGUAUCUCGAUGCCGAGGAGGAGGAGACGGUGAUGAUCUGUAUGACCCCCGAAGAGCUCGAACAGUCUAGGGAGUACCAGGAGACCGGCCAGGUCCCUAAAGAAACUUACGAUCCUGCGGCCCGACUCAAGGGGAAUAUCAGCAUGUAUUCGCAUACUUGGACGCAUUGCGAGAUCCACCCCGCAAUGAUCUUGGGCAUCUGUGCCUCUAUUAUCCCCUUCCCCGACCACAAUCAAUCUCCACGAAACACAUACCAGUCGGCAAUGGGAAAACAAGCGAUGGGGGUCUAUCUGACGAACUUCCGGAUGCGGAUGGACACGAUGGCGAACAUCCUGUACUACCCGCAGAAGCCGCUGGCGACGACGCGGUCGAUGGAGUACCUGCGGUUCCGGGAGCUGCCAGCGGGGCAGAAUGCGAUUGUGGCGAUCCUGUGUUACUCGGGCUACAACCAGGAAGACUCGGUGAUCAUGAACCAGUCGUCGAUCGACCGGGGCCUGUUCCGCUCGUUCUACUACCGCUCGUACAUGGACCAGGAGAAGAAGGCGGGGGCGCUGCAGAUGGAGGAGUUCGAGAAGCCGACGCGGGACAGCACGCUGCGUCUGAAGCACGGGACGUACGACAAGCUGGACGACGACGGGAUCAUCACUCCGGGGACGAGGGUGUCGGGGGACGACAUCAUCAUCGGCAAGACGGCGCCGAUCCCGAAGGAUAGCGAGGAGCUCGGACAGCGGAUGAAGACGCACACGAAGCGGGACGUGUCGAUGCCGCUGAAGUCGACGGAGAACGGGAUCAUCGACCAAGUGUUGGUGACGACGAACCAGGACGGGCUGAAGUUUGUGAAGGUGCGGAUCCGGUCGACGCGGAUCCCGGAGACGGGGGACAAGUUUGCGUCGCGGCAUGGGCAGAAGGGCACGGUUGGGAUCCUGUAUCGGCAGGAGGACAUGCCGUUCACCUCCGAAGGGCUCUGUCCGGACAUCAUCAUCAACCCGCAUGCGAUCCCGUCGCGGAUGACGAUCGGCCAUCUGGUGGAGUGUCUGCUCUCGAAGGUCUCGACGAUCACGGGCUCGGAGGGCGAUGCGACGCCGUUCAGCGAGGUGACGGUCGAGGCGAUCUCGAACCUGCUCAAGCAGAACGGCUACCAGUCCCGCGGCCUCGAGAUCAUGUUCAACGGCCACACCGGGAAGAAGCUCCGGGCCCAGUGCUACCUCGGCCCGACUUACUACCAGCGCCUCAAACACAUGGUCAACGACAAGAUCCAUUCCCGGGCGAGAGGGCCCGUGCAGAUCUUGACCAGACAGCCCGUCGAGGGGCGCUCCCGAGACGGCGGGCUCCGGUUCGGAGAGAUGGAACGUGAUUGCAUGAUCUCCCACGGGAUUGCGGCCUUCUUGAAAGAGAGGAUGUUCGACGUGAGCGACGCGUAUCGGGUGCACGUUUGCGACUUCUGCGGGAUGGUGGCGAUUGCGAAUCUGAAGAAACAGUCGUUUGAGUGCCGGUCGUGCCGCAACAAGACUGCCAUCUCGCAAGUGUACAUCCCGUAUGCGGCCAAGCUGCUCUUCCAGGAACUCCAGUCGAUGAACAUCGCCAGCCGGUUUGUGUUUGAGAGUGCUGGUGAACAUGUUUCCCGAGGAGACAUGAUUAUGUAA
Messenger RNA from Puccinia triticina, 3765 nucleotides. RefSeq names its product DNA-directed RNA polymerase II subunit RPB2. The transcript is spliced from 14 exons. Gene Ontology annotation, molecular function: ribonucleoside binding; DNA binding; DNA-directed RNA polymerase activity. Gene Ontology annotation, biological process: DNA-templated transcription. The record is from RefSeq and is a predicted model, not a curated record. Bases 1 to 3765 code for a protein of 1254 amino acids. NCBI's taxonomy places the organism in Eukaryota, Fungi, Basidiomycota, Pucciniomycetes, Pucciniales, Pucciniaceae. Gene Ontology annotation, cellular component: RNA polymerase II, core complex.